This is a messenger RNA of Procambarus clarkii (red swamp crayfish), 1740 nucleotides long. NCBI's taxonomy places the organism in Eukaryota, Metazoa, Arthropoda, Malacostraca, Decapoda, Cambaridae. The record is from RefSeq and is a predicted model, not a curated record.
AUGGCCUCUGUCGUAGACCUGCCUGGGACGAGCGACCUGCCAGGGACGGGCGGCCUGCCAGGGACGGGCGGCCUGCCAGGGACGCGCGACCUGCCUGGGACGAGCGACCUGCCAGGGACGGGCGGCCUGCCAGGGACGCGCGACCUGCCUGGGACGAGCGACCUGCCAGGGACGGGCGCCCUGCCAGGGACGGGCGGCCUGCCAGGGACGGGCGACCUGCCAGGGACGGGCGGCCUGCCAGGGACGGGCGACCUGCCACGGACGGGCGACCUGCCACGGACGGGCGACCUGCCAGGGACGAGCGACCUGCCUGGGACGGGCGGCCUGCCAGGGACGGGCGGCCUGCCACGGACGGGCGACCUGACACGGACGGGCGGCCUGCCACGGACGGGCGACCUGCCACGGACGGGCGACCUGCCAGGGACGGGCGACCUGCCAGGGACGCGCGACCUGCCAGGGACGGGCGGCCUGCCAGGGACGGGCGACCUGCCAGGGACGGGCGGCCUGCCAGGGACGGGCGACCUGCCAGGGACGGGCGGCCUGCCACGGACGGGCGACCUGCCACGGACGGGCGACCUGCCACGGUCGGGCGACCUGCCAGGGGCGCGCGACCUGCCUGGGACGCGCUACCUGCCACGGACGGGCGGCCUGCCUGGGACGGGCGACCUGCCACGGACGGGCGACCUGCCAUGGACGGGCGGCCUGCCUGGGACGGGCGGCCUGCCACGGACGGGCGACCUGCCUGGGACUGGCGGCCUGCCACGGACGGGCGACCUGCCUGGGACGGGCGACCUGCCACGGACGGGCGACCUGCCACGGACGGGCGACCAGCCAGGGACGGGCGACCUGCCAGGGACGGGCGACCUGCCACGGACGGGGACCGGCGACCUGCCUGGGACGGGCGACCUGCCUGGGACGGGCGGCCUGCCAGGGACGGGCGACCUACCUGGGACGGGCGGCCUGCCAGGGACGGGCGACCUGCCUGGGACGGGCGACCUGCCUGGGACGGGCGGCCUGCCAGGGACGGGCGACCUGCCUGGGACGGGCGACCUGCCUGGGACGGGCGGCCUGCCAGGGACGGGCGACCUGCCUGGGACGGGCAGCUUGCCAGGGACGGGCGGCCUGCCAGGGACGGGCGGCCUGCCUGGGACGCGCGACCUGCCUGGGACGGGCAGCCUGUCAGGGACGCGCGACCUGCCUGGGACGGGCGCCCUGCCAGGGACGGGCGGCUUGCCAGGGACGGGCGGCCUGCCAGGGACGCGCGACCUGCCACGGACGGGCGACCUGCCAGGGACGGGCGACCUGCCAGGGACGCGCGACCUGCCACGGACGGGCGACCUGCCACGGACGGGCGACCUGCCAGGGACGGACGGCCUGCCAGGGACGGGCGACCUGCCAGGGACGGGCGACCUGCUACGGACGGGCGGCCUGCCACGGACGGGCGACCUGCCAGGGACGGACGACCUGCCAGGGACGGGCGGCCUGCCAGGGAUGGGCGGCCUGCCAGGGACGGGCGGCCUGCCAGGGACGGGCGGCCUGCCAGGGACGGGCGGCCUGCCAGGGACGGGCGGCCUGCCAGGGACGGGCGGCCUGCCAGGGACGGGCGGCCGGCCCGGGACGGGCGGCCUGCCAGGGACGGGCGGCCUGCCAGGGACGGGCGGCCUGCCAGGGACGGGCGGCCUGCCAGGGACGGGCGGCCUGCCAGGGACGGGCGGCCUGCCAGGGACGGGCGGCCGGUAG